CUUGAACCAGCCAUGCUUGUGGUCGGUCUUUCUUGGUUAUGUUGAUGUAUAGCCGAAAUGGCUGGAGUUCAGUGGAAGUGUAUAAAAAAUUCAAAGAAACUCCUGAAUAAUUUCGUGAACAAUUUUAAGAAUGUCACUGCAUGCAAUUCUGCAUCUCUCAGCCAUGAUUCCAGUAGAUCAGUUCACAACAGUGCAUCCGACAGGAGUUACGCUUCCUCGUCCUUUACUGCAUGGCACAAACUUGGUCAAAGUUAUACUUCCUCAGUGAGGCAUUCGCAAAUCAACUUAAGAAUAUCCGAAUCCCUGGCCCUCUCUUCCAGUGGUUUCAGGACGCUAAACAACUCUAAGGCACCCCAUUGCUGUAUGAAUCAAUCUUUGUGUCUGUUUCACUCUUCCACAAAUCUCUUCAGCGAGAAACAAGAUUCACAAUCAGACAAAGGAGGAGGGUCAAAAGCUCCUCCAGAUGAAGAUGAGGAAGCUCAAAGGAAAGAAAGAGAAUCCUACUGGCGGACUAUGAAACUUAGUUUUAUUUGUUUGGGUGCAUCAUUUGGUAUUGGUGGAGGAUUUUUAAUUUAUGAAUUGGGUCCCCAGAAAAGAGAUGCAGAUGGAAAUAUUAUUGAAGAUGAAUUUAGUCAUUUACCGCCAGUCAAACAACUCUUCUCAAGGAUAGCUGCCGAAUUACAGAGUUGGAAUAAAAUGUUGAAAAAGCCCUCAAGAGAUAAGUUACUGCCAGAUCCUCUCGAACCACCUUACCAUCAACCACCCUACACGUUAAUUUUGGAAUUAACGGAUCUACUAGUUCAUCCAGAUUGGACGUAUCAAACUGGCUGGAGAUUCAAAAAACGACCCAAUGUUGAUGCUUUCCUUGAAAAAGUAGGACCUCCACUUUUUGAAAUAGUGAUUUAUACCGCUGAGCAAGGACUUACUGUAUUCCCUAUUAUUGACUCAUUAGAUCCGAAACAAAUGAUUUCAUAUCGCCUCGUAAGAGAUGCAACAGAAUUUGUCGAUGGACACCAUGUAAAAAACUUGGACUGUAUCAAUCGUGACCUAAGUAAAGUAAUCGUUGUCGACUGGAAUCCAGAUUCAGUCAAGCUGCACCCGAACAAUGCUUUGGUGAUCCCAAGAUGGAAAGGUCAAGAUACAGACCGUACUUUAGUGGAUCUUGCAGCAUUUUUACAAACAAUUGCAAUCAAUCAAGUAGAAGAUGUACGAGAAGUUUUGCAAUAUUAUCGCCAAUUCGAUGACCCUUUAGAAACAUUCAAGGAGAAUCAACGCAAGUUUCUGGAACAACAGGAAGAAAGACGGAAAGCUGAGGAAGAAAGAAAAAAAAAUAAACCACUCGCAGCUAAAUGGUCAGGUUCUCUGUUCUCCUCAGGUCCUAAAAUUUAAGACUUUUGAACAACAGAAGACUCUCAUGGUGCCAAUGAUGGCAAAGGCUGGAGACUAUUUUUGUUCAACUGAAUCAUCUCAAGGAAUAACAUGUAAUUAUGCUUUUUUUGUAAGAAUAGUUUACUCCUCUCAGAACAAAGUUCUAGCCCUGUUUAAAUUGUGAACAUCAGUUUUCUCUUGCAAAGAGAAAGAACUGUUGUUUUUUUUUAUUUUUUAUUUUUUACAAGCUUAACUUCUCAAAAUGUCAGGAUUCAUUAAAUCUAUCUCACAGAUCAAUGUCACACUUGAUUUUUGUUAGUAAUAAAUUGAUAAUUUGUAAAGAAAA
Molecule: messenger RNA, 1714 nt
Organism: Bemisia tabaci
Lineage: Eukaryota; Metazoa; Arthropoda; Insecta; Hemiptera; Aleyrodidae
Product: mitochondrial import inner membrane translocase subunit TIM50-A
Source: RefSeq, a predicted model, not a curated record